AAAUAGAUCUGCAUACAAAAUGUGUGGUAGAUGUGGAGACAAACAAAGUUAUUCUUCAUCCUGUGAACACUAACCUCUCAAAAGGAGAUGCUAGGAGCCAACCAAAGGUGUUUGCCUAUGAUCACUGCUUCUGGUCUAUGGAUGAAACUAACAAAGAAAAAUAUGCAGGUCAAGAUGUUGUUUUCAAGUGCCUGGUGAGAACAUUCUCCAGAAUGCCUUUGAAGGUUACAAUGCGUGCAUUUUGCCUAUGGACAGACUGGAUCUGGAAAAUCCUACACAAUGAUGGGCACAGGUGAUGAACCUGGAUUAAUACCUCGGCUCUGUAGCAGUCUUUUUGAAAGAGCCCAGCAAGAGGAAAGUGAAGAGCAGAGUUUUAAGGUGGAAGUAUCCUACAUGGAGAUUUAUAAUGAGAAGUCAGAGAUCUCCUGGACCCAAAGGGGAGCCGUCAAUCUUUAAAAGUCAGAGAGCACAGUGUUUAUGGACCUUAUGUAGAUGGUCUUUCAAAACUAGCUGUUGCCAGUUACAAGGAUAUAGAGUCUUUGAUGUCUGAAGGCAAUAAAUCUCGUACAGUUGCUGCAACCAACAUGAAUGAAGGAGAGCAGUCGAUCCCAUGCUGUUUUAAAAUUAUCCUCACACACAUAUUGUAUGAUGUAAAGUCAGGGACCUCCGGUGAGAAAGUAGGCAAGUUGAGCCUGGUUGAUCUAGCAGGCAGUGAAAGAGCAACCAAGACAGGAGCUGCAGGCGAUAGGUUGAAGGAAGGAAGCAACAUCAACAAGUCUCUCACAACUCUUGGGUUGGUCAUUUCAGCCCUGGCAGAUCAAGCUGCUGGAAAAAUAAGAACAAGUUUGUUCCUUAUCGUGACUCAGUGCUCACCUGCUACUCAAAGACAGCCUUGGUGGCAACAGUAAGACUGCGAUGGUUGCUACCGUCAGUCCAGCAGCAGAUAAUUAUGAUGAGAUACUUUCUACCUUGAGGUAUGCAGACCGAGCCAAGAACAUUGUGAACCAUGCUGUGGUCAAUGAAGAUCCCAAUGCCCGGAUCAUCCGAGAACUGAGGGAGGAAGUAGGAAAACUCAGGGAACAGCUUACCAAAGCAGAGGCUAUGAAAUCUCCAGAAUUAAAAGAUCGUUUGGAAGAGUCUGAAAAACUUAUCCAGGAGAUGACAGUAACCUGGGAAGAGAAGCUCAGGAAGACAGAAGAAAUUGCACAGGAACGGCAGAAACAACUUGAAAGCCUUGGCAUCUCUCUUCAGUCAUCUGGGAUCAAAGUGGGUGAUAACAAGUGCUUUCUGGUGAAUUUGAAUGCUGACCCUGCCCUCAAUGAACUUUUGGUCUACUAUUUAAAGGAGCACACACUCAUUGGAUCCGAUAAUUCCCAAGACAUACAGCUCUGUGGAUUGGGGAUUCUUCCUGAACACUGUAUAAUAGAUAUCACUGGGGAUGGACAAGUCAUGUUGACGCCUCAGAAAAAUACUAGGACAUUUGUGAAUGGUACAGCUGUUGUAGGUCCCACGCAGCUACACCACGGUGACAGAAUUUUGUGGGGAAACAAUCACUUUUUCCGGCUGAAUUUGCCCAAAAAGAAAAAGAAAGUAGAAACAGAGGAUGAAGACAAAGAACAGCUGGAUUUAGAUGGAGACAGCUCCAGCGAGGUAUCCAGUGAGAUCAGCUUCAACUAUGAAUAUGCCCAGAUGGAAGUGACUAUGAAAGCUCUUGGAGGAAAUGAUCCAAUGCAGUCCAUUUUGCAAAGUCUAGAGCAACAGCAUGAAGAGGAGAAGCGGUCAGCACUGGAGCGGCAGCGACUCAUGUACGAGCAUGAACUAGAACAGCUCCGGAGACGUCUGUCUCCAGAGAAGCAGCAGUUCCGCACCAUGGACAAGUUUUCCUUCCAUUCUCCCAGUGCACAGCAACGUUUACGCCAGUGGGCAGAAGAGAGAGAAGAGAUGCUCAACCACAGCCUGAGGAAAUUGAGGGAGCAGAUUAUGAAGGCCAAUUUGUAUGUUAGAGAAGCCAGCUUCAUUGCAGAAGAGAUGGACAAAAGGACUGAAUACAAGGUCACCCUCCAAAUCCCAGCCUCAAGCCUUAAUGCAAACAAAAAGCGGGGUGCAGUGCUUAGUGAGCCAGCCAUUCAGGUGAGACGAAAAGGGAAAGGCAAACAAAUCUGGUCCCUGGACAAAAUGGAGAACCGGUUGCUAGAUAUGCGAGACCUCUAUCAAGAAUGGAAAGACUGCGAGGAAGACAACCUGGUUAUGAGGUCUUAUUUUCGGCGAGCAGAUCCCUUUUAUGAUGAGCAAAAGAACCACAGCCUCAUUGGAGUCGCCAAUGUCUUCCUGGAGUGUCUCUUUUAUGAUGUGAAGCUGCAGUAUGCCGUGCCCAUCAUCAAUCAGAAAGGAGAGGUGGCAGGUCGACUGCAUAUUGAAGUGGUACGUGUCAGUGGAGCCAUCGGGGAGAGAAUUGCAGGAGGCGAUGACAGCUUGGAGGGUAGCUUUGAGAAUGAUCAGCAGGAACAAAAGUUAGUGUGCAUGAUUAAAAUCCUUCAGGCGACCGGUUUACCUCAGCAUCUCUCCAAUUUUGUGUUCUGCAAGUAUUCUUUCUGGGACCAGCUGGAACCUGUGAUGGUUGCCCCUGAAAUGGAUCCUUCUUUGUCUCCCAUCAGCAAGGAGCUACGGGGCAUGGUUGUCUUCGACCACUGCGAUGAAUUCUCCGUCAAUAUCACUGAAGAUUUUAUGGAAUAUCUUUCGGAUGGUGCUCUAGCUAUUGAAGUAUAUGGGCACAAGCAGUGUGAUUCUCGCAAAAACCCAGCACUCUGGGAUUUAGGAAUAAUUCAAGCCAAAACGCGAAGCCUCCGAGACAGGUGGAGUGAGGUCACCCGCAAAGUGGAGCUAUGGGUUCAGAUUCUGGAACUCAAUGAGAAUGGAGAAUACUGUCCAGUAGAAGUAAUUCCAGCAAAGGAUGUACAUACAGGUGGCAUUUUUCAACUCAAGCAGGGACAGUCACACCGAAUCCAAGUGGAAGUGAAAUCUGUGCAAGAAUCAGGAACAUUGCCUCUCAUGGAAGAAUCCAUCUUAUCUGUAGCAGUGGGCUGUGUGCAGAUGAGACAUAUCAAGUCACCAAAAAGUCAUGAGAAUUAUCAGGAAGAAGAUGAUGACAUGGACAGUUAUCAGGAUAGAGAUCUGGAAAGGCUGCGCAGGAAAUGGUUAAACGCUCUUACAAAACGCCAAGAGUAUCUGGAUCAACAACUGCAGAAACUUGUGGGGAAGCCUGACAAAUCAGAAGAUGAUGUUGAUCGAGAAGCUCAGCUGUUAGAGAUGAGGUUGACCCUUACAGAAGAGAGGAAUGCUGUAAUGGUGCCAUCUGCUGGCAGUGGGAUCCCUGGAGCACCUGCUGAGUGGACACCUAUGCCUGGUAUGGAGACACACAUUCCAGUCAUUUUCCUUGAUUUAAAUGCAGAUGACUUCAGCUCUCAGGAUAAUCUUGAUGAGCCAGAAGCUGGUGGCUGGGAUGCUACCCUUAUUGCUGAAGAUGAAGAUGAAUUCUUUGAGUUACAGAUUGUAAAGCACCACGAGAGUGAGGUGAAAGCUGAAGCUUCCUGGGAUUCCACAGUUCACAACUGUGCACAGCUUAGCAGAGGAACAAUGGCUGAACAGAGAGUCUUCCUGAUUGUGAGAGUUGCAGUACAGCUCAGCCAUCCAGCAGAAAUGCAGCUUGUUCUUCGUAAGCGGAUCUGCGUCAAUGUUUAUGGCAAACAGGGUUUUGCUCAGAGUUUCCUGAGAAGAAUGUCUUCCCGGAGUUCUGUACCUGGCUGUGGAAUCACCUUUGAAAUUGUUUCAAAUAUCCCAGAGGAUGCUCAGGGGGCAGAGGAACGUGAGGCAUUAGCAAGAAUGGCGGCCAAUCUUGAAGAUGCAGCUUCUGCUGCUUCAGAAGUCCAUAUAGAAAAAUACCUUCGAAGUGUGUUGGCUGUAGAAAACAUUCUUACCCUUGAUCGGUUGCGCCAGGAGGUUGCUGUGAAGGAACAUCUAACAGGCAAGGGAAAACUUUAUCGGAGGAGUCUCAGUUCACCAAAUGUCAAUCGACUAUCGAGCAGCCGCCAAGAUCUAAAUCCAUCAUACAGCCUUGCUUCUUACAAAAGUCGAUGGGAAAGCCAGCAAGAUAUUUCUCAGAUUUCAACAGAGUCCACAUCCAGUGCAAGUCUCCAUGGUUCAACUCAGCAAAAUGGUUCAACAGAACAAGGGCUCGGUAGCCUGGCUGCCUCUUACUUGAAUCCUGUGAAGUCCCUCAUGCCUCAGAUGCCAAAGCUGCUCAAAUCUCUGCUUCCUCUUAAAGAUGAAAAAAAGGGCAGGCCAUCCUCUCUCCUUGCACAGCAGCCAAUCCCACGAAUUACGGUUCAGCCUGUCAGGAUUGAUACCAGUCCUGCAAAAACCCAACAGGUUGCCCAAGGACAAGAAAGCAAAGGACCUUCUGAGGUGGCUUUGCAGUUGACAGAGUUGGGGAAGAACCUUGAAAAAUCAACCAAAGUGCCUUUGCAGCAGCCCGCAGUGGACAUCCAAGCACAAGAUUCUCAAGAGGGUCCACCAAGCCCCUUGAGUGAAGCCUCCAGUGGAUAUUUCUCUCACAGUGUUUCUACAGCAACCCUUUCUGAAGCACUUGCAGCAGGAAACGACCCCCAUCUUCAGCCCAGUAGUCAGACCUCCACCACAAAUGAUGCCCCCCCAAUUUCAACAACCCCUAAGGUGGUGUCUUCAACAGAUGGUCCUAUAAAAUCAUGUUCUGAUUUAACUUCUCAAGGUUGCCGUUCUCUUCCAAAGAGAGAUCCUGUUCUCCCUUGCCUUAAAGACGAUCAAAUUGACAAGGACAAUGUGAAAGGGAGCCAUAACGGCAACUUAAAAUCAAGAUCAGUUGAUUCUGCCAUUGCUCUAAAUGACGAUCAGGUUUCUCCCUCCCUAGUUACUGAGGAUACACAUUGCUGUUCUAGCUCUCCUAAUAAGAAACAAAUACAAUUGACACAGACAACUGUCUUAUUACCAUCAGAGAGCCCUCCUUCUGUCCCAAAGGAGGCUCCCAUUUAUAAAACAGGACUUUCAAAGUCUCAGGCUAUGGUUGACCUGUCAUCUUCCAGCACUACAACCUCUCCCUUCAAAAUCCAAAGAGUACGAACAUCAGAACUCAAGUCCUUCUCCAGCAUGUUGAGUGGGGAUCCAGGAGCUUCUUUGGGUUCAGAGGAAGAAAAGAGCAGACAGAAUUCAGAAGAUUCAGACCAGAACAAUAGUACAGAUGCUGGUUCUGAAGAGAAAUUGGAUGCAGCAGCCUCUGACUCAGAGGAAACCAAUGAAAUCCCAGAUUGGCUGAAAGAAGGUGAAUAUGUAACUGUUGGCACGAAUAAAAUGGGCAUCGUGAGAUAUGUUGGUCCAACAGACUUCCAGGAGGGAACCUGGAUUGGAGUCGAGUUGGAUUUGCCAUUAGGUAAGAACGAUGGCUCAAUUGGAGGCCGGCAGUACUUCAAAUGCAAUCCAGGCUAUGGGCUCCUGGUGAAGCCAAGUCGAGUCAAAAAAGCUACUGGCUCUGCGAGGCGCCGGAGUGCUGGCAUGAAACUACAGGGCACAACUGGGACCGCGACUGAGCAACGGCGGAGCGGCACAUUCUCAGGCUCUGCCUCCAGUUUGGCUUCUUUGACUGCUUUAGCCAAGACGGAAGGAGCAUCAGCUCCACAGACCGAGAAAAGUAAAAAGAAUACGGAAAACAGGAAAUCGUGGGCUACUUGAGAGCGUUGCCCAAUGGGCAUGUCUGCCUGGAUCGCAACACUACUGUGUGAAGCUGACCCUUCCUUCCUUCCUUCCUUCCUCCCUCCCUCCCUCCCUCCCUCCCUCCCUCCCUCCCUUCCUUCCUCCCUUCCUCCCUCCCUCCCUCCCUCCCUUCCUUCCUCCCUCCCUUCCUGAAUGGCCUUUCUUUGCACUACUAAGCCAGUUUGGAGGAGGAGGGUGAUGUGUGUCAGAGUCUAUGCGUAUUCUCGAUUUCUUUUACUGAAAUGGGUUGGCCUUUGUCAUGAUGGAGUAACAUGCUUGAUUCUUGAUGCAAAGGGUGACCUUUCCCAGUGUGUUUUUCCAAAUCUCUCCUUUCAUUCCCCCAGCCAUUCAAAGGAAGUCUUCUGUAAGAGAUGUUGGCAGGGCUUAUUUUCUAGAAAGACUGCCGAAUGCUGCUUACUAUCCAAACGUUUGUCCUUCCAAGGCUCCUCAUUAAACCACAGCCAACCAUU
Thamnophis elegans (Western terrestrial garter snake) is the source of this 6248-nucleotide messenger RNA. It is a transcript of the gene KIF13B, whose product is annotated as kinesin family member 13B. The record is from RefSeq and is a predicted model, not a curated record. The coding region runs from base 916 to 5757 and encodes 1613 amino acids. Gene Ontology annotation, molecular function: cell adhesion molecule binding; microtubule motor activity; ATP binding. The transcript is spliced from 39 exons. Gene Ontology annotation, cellular component: adherens junction. Lineage: Eukaryota; Metazoa; Chordata; Lepidosauria; Squamata; Natricidae. Gene Ontology annotation, biological process: microtubule-based movement; regulation of protein localization.